UAGACGCCGGUGGCUGGUUGUGGUGGAAGUGUCUUUGUGACUGAACAUCAGAAUAGAGCAGGCGGAUGAUAUCCACCGGCUGAUCUGUAGAGGCAGAAUGGAGUUCUAUCCUCCAGAAAAAGAAGGGAUGAUGGAGGCUUGGCUUGACGACAACCUAGAGUUCGCACAUUCUUAUUUUGUACGAAAGGCUUCUCGGGAAAUGGUAAACGCAUGGUUUGCUGAACGUGUCCACUCCAUUCAGCCAUCUAGGGAAGCAUCAAAAGCUCUGCCAGAAACUUUAUCGGCCUUCCAUCCACUGGGUCCAACUGAUGCACCUUCUCCAAGUCCAGCUCCAUCCACCCCUACACGAAAGAUCUCUGCAUCUGAGUUUGAUAGGCCACUUCGCCCCAUUGUUGUGAAAGACGCUGAGGGUUCGCUUACUUUUCUUAGUGAUACAGAAAGGGUGCAAAUGCCACUUCCUCCUCCCCAGCGGCCUGGCUCAGGCAGUGGGACAGAUGAGGGUGGAGGCAUUAUGGACUCAGGAGUUCGUGAAAACGGGGACCGCUGUGCUCGUCUGUUGGAGCUUGUACGUGAUGUUUCAAGUCACUUGGACCUUACUGUCCUCUGCCACAGGAUCUUCUUACACACUCACGAGUUGAUAGCAGCAGAUCGCUAUUCGUUGUUCUUGGUUGGAGAGGACAGUUCAAACAGGAAGUUCCUGGUUAGCCGGCUAUUUGAUGUUGCAGAAGGAUCCACUCUUGAGGAGGCUUCCAACAGUGGUAUUCGCCUAGAAUGGAACAAAGGAAUUGUGGGGUAUGUGGCAGCCACUGGACAGCCUCUGAACAUCAAGAAUGCAUAUGAGGAUCCACGUUUUAAUGCAGAGGUGGACCAAAUUACAGGAUAUAAGACUCAGAGCAUCUUGUGUUUACCCAUCAAAAAUCACAGAGAUGAGGUUGUUGGAGUAGCACAAGCAAUCAAUAAAAGGUGUGGAGAGAACAGUGCCUUCACAGAACAGGAUGAGAGGGACUUUUCCUCGUACCUGGCUUUCUCUGGCAUAGUGCUACACAAUGCACAACUCUAUGAGACAUCACAGCUGGAGAACAGGCGAAACCAGGUGUUGUUGGAUCUGGCUAGUCUGAUCUUUGAAGAGCAGCAGUCUUUGGAGGUCUUACUGAGGAAAACCGUGGCUACCAUCUUGUCUUUCAUGCAGGCCCAAGAAUGUACUGUCUUCAUAUCUGACAGGGAAACAGCUAACACAUUCUCCAGUGUGUUUCACAUGGAAUAUGAGGAGCUUGCAGGAUCCAUGGACUUCCCAAACAGAGAAUGCGAUGUCAAUAAGAUUAACUAUAUGUAUGCCCAGUAUGUCAAGAACACUAUGGAGACACUGAACAUUGCAGAUGUCACCAAAGACCAGCAAUUUCCAUGGACAAGUGAAAAUCUACAAUCCUCAAACUGUCAAAUUAAAAGUCUACUGUGCACGCCAAUAAGGAAUGGGAAAAAAGACAAAGUGAUAGGUGUCUGCCAGUUGGUCAAUAAGAUGGAUGAAGUUUCAGGCGAGGUAAAAGCCUUUAAUAGGAAUGAUGAGCAGUUUCUAGAGGCCUUUGCUAUAUUUUGCGGGCUGGGAAUCCAGAACACACAGAUGUACGAAGCAGUGGAAAGAGCAAUGGCUAAGCAAGAGGUCACACUUGAGGUCCUCUCUUAUCAUGCCUCGGCUGCAGAGGAAGAGACGCGGGCGCUCCAGGUAACUGCGGCGGCUACGAUUCCCUCUGCUCAAUCUCUCAGACUGCUGGACUUCAGCUUCAGUGAUUUUGACCUGACGGAUGCUGAGACGACCCAAGCAACCAUCCGCAUGUUUGUGGACCUUAAGCUUGUGCAGAAUUUUCAGAUGAAGUACAAGAGUCUGUGUCAGUGGAUCUUAAGCGUAAAGAAGAACUACAGGAAGAAUGUGGUUUACCACAACUGGCGACAUGCCUUCAACACUUCCCAGUGCAUGUUUGCUGUGCUGAAGUCUGGGCGGUUUCAGAGUAAUCUGAGCGAUUUGGAGGUUUUAGCUUUAAUGAUUGCAACGCUGAGCCAUGAUUUGGACCACAGAGGUGUCAACAACUCCUACAUCAAAAGAAGUGACCAUCCCUUGGCCCAGCUGUACUGCCACUCCACAAUGGAGCACCACCAUUUUGACCAGUGUCUUAUGAUACUCAACAGUCCAGGUAAUCAGAUUCUGAGCGGUCUGUCUCUGGAUGAGUACAAGGCAACAUUGAAGAUGAUUGAGAAGGCUAUUUUGGCCACUGACCUGGCUCUCUACAUGAAGAAAAGAACAGAAUUCUUUGAGCUGGCUAAGAACAGUCAGUUUGUAUGGGAGGACGAUUAUCACAGAGAUCUGCUAAAGUCGAUGCUGAUGACAGCAUGUGAUAUCUCUGCUAUUACAAAACCCUGGCCAGUACAGAAGAAGAUAGCAGAAUUGGUUGCCACAGAGUUCUUUGAACAAGGUGAUAAGGAGCGGCGAGAGCUAAACAUUGAACCUAUUGAUCUGAUGAACAGGGAGAAACAGGAUAAAAUUCCCAGCAUGCAAGUGUCUUUUAUUGAUGCCAUUUGUACACAGUUAUACGAGGCACUGACAGGUUUCUCAGAGUACUGCUCCCCCCUGCUGGAAGGUUGUAGAACGAACAGACAGAAUUGGAAGCUGCUUGCCGAGCGAGGAGAGGAAGCUUUGCUUAAUGGAUGACUGUAACUUUUCUUUUGGAAUGCAGAUGUCCUUGGACUACUCAAAUCUUUCCCUGCCCCUUUCCCAGAGACUAAAGGAUUACAAGAC
Messenger RNA from Carassius carassius (crucian carp), 2788 nucleotides. RefSeq names its product phosphodiesterase 5A, cGMP-specific, b (gene pde5ab). Gene Ontology annotation, molecular function: 3',5'-cyclic-GMP phosphodiesterase activity; protein binding. The coding region runs from base 98 to 2701 and encodes 867 amino acids. The record is from RefSeq and is a predicted model, not a curated record. The transcript has 21 exons. Lineage: Eukaryota; Metazoa; Chordata; Actinopteri; Cypriniformes; Cyprinidae. Gene Ontology annotation, biological process: signal transduction.